Erythranthe guttata (spotted monkey flower) is the source of this 1179-nucleotide messenger RNA. NCBI's taxonomy places the organism in Eukaryota, Viridiplantae, Streptophyta, Magnoliopsida, Lamiales, Phrymaceae. The record is from RefSeq and is a predicted model, not a curated record.
AUGACUGUAGUUACUAAUUUAGUAGCCGAAUAUAUUCCGACAACCAACUUCAAGUUCGUUUCUUUCGACACAAUAAAGAAGAAUGUGGAUGAAUAUUUACUAUUUGGAAGCACGAGUUUGUCAAAUGUUCGACAUGGAUCACAACUACUGAUCAAACCGAAUUUGAAAGAAGUUUUAGACUACAGGCUUGCAUUGAGCGAAGAAGUCUAUGUCCCAUCAGUUAGUCAAUUAUCGUCCCAACUUUCUUUGCCUCGAUCAUACGAUCCACUUCAGGCAGAUAGAAUGACCAUUGAUGAAUGCGCUGAGAGUACAAAGGUAUGUGUUGGAUCCGUACUGGCGAAAAUUCUGGAAAUCGAGUCGGCAGCUAAUUGGUGGUAUGCUUCAUGUAAAAAUUGUGUGAGGAAGGUCGAACCUGUCUCAAAGAAAUAUUGGUGCGAAGAGUGUGACGGGUUUGUUCCUGUUGUACCAAGGUUCAGAGUUCAAGUGAGUGCCAUUGAUAGUACUGGAUCGACUUCAUUCGUAAUGUUUGAUCGUAUUGUCAUGCAAUUAAUUGGAAAAAGUGCUUCAGAACACCUAGGUGGUGCAUCAAACAAGAAAUCAGUUCCCGAAAUAUUAAGUAUUGGGGAUGGCACCAUAGGUGAUCCCAAUGACGGGGUGGUCAGCAUUGAAAUCCCUGAUGACUUACUCAUAAAAGAGUCAGCUGAUCCACUUGCUUCAAUUGUAAAUGAGACAUACCCAUCAUUUUUAGAGAAUAUGGAUGAUAUCAGUUAUUUGCAACACAGGGCCAUACUGGCUCCGACAAAUGAGAUUGUUGACGUGGUAAACGAUUACAUGCUAUCGUUGGUUCCUAAGGAAAUGAAGACAUAUCUCAGUUUUUAUAGUACAUGUUCAGCAAACGGAAGCAUUGACAGACCUGAUGAUAUUCAUACGCCCGAGUUUUUGAAUACCAUUAAUUCUUCUGGUCUUCCAAAUCACGAAUUAAAACUAAAAGAAGGUGUUCCGGUCAUGUUGUUGAGAAAUAUAGACCAAUCUUCAGGUGACAUAUGCUCAAGAGUUGAAAACAACUACUCUGUUGGUGGCCGGAUUAAUUCUUUGGUGGAUAUAGUUUUAUACUUUUAUUCACUACACCAUAAAACUCCAUCCAUAGCGUUUGAAAAACGCUAUGGUAGUCUAUCAUAG